AUUCAAUUCCAACGAGUCCGCCAUCCAGUGUGGAACGGAUUUCGCUGCCCCGGUUCGAACAUGAUCGAGUAGUGGAGAGAUCACAUCUCAUUUUUCAUUCUACUGCCGCUGUCUACUAGCGCCGACUCUGCUGCUUUCGCGCUCGCGAUCGUGUGCCUGCGUGUUCGCGUUCAGGUGUUCCUGUGUGCGUGUGUGUGUGUGUGCGUGUGCAUGUCUGUAUGUGUACCUGUUCGUGUGUAGUGUGUGUGGCUGUGUGUGAGCGUGUGUUUAUGUGUGAUCUCCGAAGAUCUUCGCGCUAGUCUGUCUCUACACAUACAGACGAUCUUCGCAACUGAAGCCUCUGGAAAGGCCGCGGAAUCUUUUUAGUGAAGUGAAACUGUUCAGCAUAUUAAAUCUCUCGCCGUUGUGUACACACACACACAGUUUCUUUUUCUUUUUUGUUUGUCGCCGUCGCUUUGUCGUCGUUUGUGUAUUAGAAAAACUGUUUUAAAUUAACCUCCAUCGAGUCUUCAAUUGGCCAGGACACUAACGAUCAACAAAGAUGGCUGUGUUUGGACUCGUCUCAGCUGUGGCUGGGUUCGUGAAGGUGCGCUACCUACAGGAUAAGGCCAUCAUCGAUAAUAUGGUGUUCCGGUGCCACUAUCGCAUUACCAGUGCGAUCCUCUUUGCCUGCUGCAUUAUCGUCACAGCGAACAAUUUGAUCGGCGAUCCGAUAUCCUGCAUUAACGACGGAGCCGUACCCGGGCAUGUGAUUAACACCUAUUGCUGGAUUACGUACACGUUUACCCUGCCCGGUCAGCACGGACGCACGAUGGGCACGGAAGUGGCCCAUUCCGGACUGGGCAACGACAACCAGGAACGAACGUACCACAGCUACUACCAGUGGGUACCGUUCAUGCUGUUCUUCCAGGGUCUUCUGUUCUAUGUGCCGCACUGGAUCUGGAAAAACUGGGAAGAGGGCCGCAUGCGUAUGAUCACCGAAGGUAUGCGAGGAGUUUCGACCGCCAGUCCGGCGGAGCGUAAGGCACGCCAUGAACGUUUGGCUCAAUACUUGUACGACAGUGCCAACACACACAACACAUACUCGUUUGGAUAUUUCAUCUGUGAAGCGCUCAAUUUUAUCAAUGUGGUGGGCAAUAUUUUCUUCGUCGAUAAGUUUUUGGGCGGUGCUUUCUUGACCUACGGUUCCGAUGUGCUAAGAUUCUCGAAUAUGAACCAAGAAAAUCGUUCUGAUCCCAUGAUUGAGAUUUUCCCGCGAGUGACUAAGUGUACGUUCCACAAGUAUGGUGCCUCGGGAAGCAUCCAAAAGCACGACGCGCUCUGUGUGCUGGCGCUUAACAUUUUGAAUGAAAAGAUUUACAUUUUCCUGUGGUUCUGGUUCAUUAUAUUGGCGGUCGCUUCGGGUUUGGCUAUCAUCUACUCGGCCGCCAUCGUCAUGAUGCCCACGACGCGAGAAGCCGUACUUAGACGUCGCUUCCGCAAGGCAGACCCGGUUGACGUUUGCAAUCUUAUUCGCCGCGUGCAGAUCGGCGAUUUUCUCAUGAUUCAUCUGCUUGGCCAAAAUCUCAACGUUACCUCGUACGGUGAGAUGCUGCACACCUUUAUCAACAUGCUGGACGAAAGCCGACCAAUCUCGGGCGAUACACCUUCGGCCCCGUCGACGCUGGAAAUGGCACCAAUGUAUCCGGCGAUCGAGAAAUACGACAAGGAAAAGGAGGUAUUGCAUCAGGACUACGAAGCUUAAAUAAUGUCUGCCUCCCGAAGCGCGUGUGCAAACGUGAUCAGAAAUUUACGCUCUAGCCGCGUACGCGCGUUCGACGUUGAAGCAGUUGGGUAGUUUAAGACGAACGAAAACAAUCAACCUACUUCUCAAUUUUAAAUUACAAAUAAUCAUCCUAAACCCGGCAUAAGGUUAAACUAAGCUGUGGAAAUGAAUGGUCAACGAAAGUUUGGAGUCAACAGUUUGUCCGAUUCAUUACCGUGGCGAAAGUAGCGUUUGUAUUAAAAGUAAUAAUUAGACGGCGAAAUUAAAAAAAAAACGCAUUUUAAAAUGUUAUAUCGGAAUGGCGAAUAAUUCUCCAUGGAGGAAUAUUCCUCCUGCCGAUAGACAUAAUGUAGUAGAAAAAGCAACAGAAGACUGUCAUGUGGUGUCCUACGUGUUUUAAAUUAGUAUUCAGUUGCGCAUUUCAGCGGAUUGCGCAGGGAUAACUUUUAUUUUAUCAAUUUUUUAACAAAAUUUUUGAGCAACGUCCAAAUUGUAGCAUUUUUUGCAAUUGUAAGGAAUAAAGCGGAAUAUGAACAAAAAACAACAAUAAGAAGUGAAUCUCUCGUUCUUGGCAAGAUUCGUUCGCGCUUAUCGGAUCGAAUCGAAAACAUUGCAAACAUUAUUUGAAAGGGACAUAAUUAAUCCUUCAUCAAAUGCCAUAGUAUAAAAAACAACCGUAUUCGCAUAUCGUAAGCCGUAAAAGACCGUACACGUUCACACAGCAUUCACACAGUAGGCCCUAAUGUUACGUACAGCAAUAAGAAUAUGCAAAAUUCAAAAAUAAUCAUUGUAAACGUAAGAUCAUUUUAUCAUAAUGGCACUCAAAACAUAGGAUUUAGAACACUUUUAUCUCAUGAGAAAGCAACGGAAACAAACUGCCUUACAAUAAAUGCAUAAGCAUUGUUAACAAUUCACCUCAAAAAGCUGUAAAGCUUCGUGCUCGACAAAAUAUCGCCAUUUAAUUACGAUCAAACUAAGUACAGAAAUGAUAAACCAACCUACUUGCAUGUUUAGAGCAUCAUUGUUCAUUUCCUAGUUUUGAUGCAAUACGAACUCAGAUGCGAUUCUUUCUGAACGUAUGGAUAAGGAACGAGGUGUGUUACAUUCCGUACUUCUAGUGUACCUUCUGCCAAGGAAAAGUUAAACGAAAACAAACUCCUCGCCUGACCAAUCUCGACGACACUGUAAAGGCAGCAUUGACAAAAAAAAACAAACAAAUACGUUUAGGACUCGUUUUAGAUAGUUUACGUCAGUCAAAAGUACAGCCAGUUUGCUGUAGCGAAAAUUAAACAUUUUAACGUAGCAUAUGGUCGCUAAUAUACACACGAAAACGUAAGCAAUAAUAUACGGUUAAAUUUUUUUUGACAAAAACAAUAUAUACAUAUUAUAUGCUUGCCGAUGUGUGGGUCGGUUGAACGAAUCAUCAUCAUCUGAACUCGAAGAUGUAAUGAUAUGAGGAUAUGCAGGACACAACAAGAAACGAGAAACGAGGAAGGGUCAAGAGUGAACGCAAACAUGUUUGCGGACUCUAAUUGUGAUUACAUUGAUAAAAUUAAGUGGAAAACUAAUAAAGCUUAUCUAGGUUUUGAAUA
This is a messenger RNA of Anopheles stephensi (Asian malaria mosquito), 3357 nucleotides long. Its product is annotated as innexin inx3. Lineage: Eukaryota; Metazoa; Arthropoda; Insecta; Diptera; Culicidae. The record is from RefSeq and is a predicted model, not a curated record. Bases 542 to 1744 code for a protein of 400 amino acids. Gene Ontology annotation, molecular function: gap junction channel activity. Gene Ontology annotation, biological process: phototransduction. Gene Ontology annotation, cellular component: gap junction; plasma membrane. The transcript has 6 exons.